Brugia malayi is the source of this 996-nucleotide messenger RNA. RefSeq lists its product as uncharacterized. Gene Ontology annotation, cellular component: cytoplasm; nucleus. The transcript is spliced from 8 exons. The coding region runs from base 1 to 996 and encodes 331 amino acids. The record is from RefSeq and is a predicted model, not a curated record. Lineage: Eukaryota; Metazoa; Nematoda; Chromadorea; Rhabditida; Onchocercidae.
AUGCCUAAAAUUGGUACUCACGACGGGUCUUUUCACUGUGAUGAGGUCUUUGCUAUCUUCUUGUUGAAAUCACUUCCCGAAUACAAUAACUACGAAAUUGUGCGAAGUCGUGAUAAAGACGUAUUGAGCUUAUGUGAUAUUGUAGUUGAUGUCGGUGGUGAGUAUAACCAUGCCGCGAUGAAAUAUGACCACCAUCAGAGGGACUUUGCUCAUACAAUGAACACGUUGGGAGUAAUGAAUUUCCAUACCAAAUUAAGUUCAGCAGGCCUCAUUUACGCUCAUUUUGGGAAGAAUGUUAUUAGCUCUUUGCUUGGGCUGCAACAUGAUUCAAUCAUUGACGUUUUAUUCAAAAAAGUUUAUCAAACAUUUGUGGAAUCUAUUGAUGCAAUAGACAAUGGGAUUGCUCAGUUUGAUGGUAAACCAAGGUAUUAUUUGGGUGGUACGCUCUCGUCUCGAAUUUCAAUGUUAAAUCCUGCAUGGAAUGAGGAUACAGUCAACGUACAUGAAAGAUUUAUGAUGGCAAUCAAGUUGGUUGACAAAGAAUUCAAUGAGCUGCUGACUUAUCUUCAUAAAUCUUGGCUGCCAGCGCGCAGCCACAUUAUCAACGCAGUCACUCAUCGUUAUGAUGUUGACAAAAGUGGCCAAAUAUUUUGCCUCGAAGGUGGUGGAAUGCCAUGGAAAGAUCAUUUUUUUCUCAUUGAAGAACAGUUUCAUUUAAAAAACGAUGAUAUUAUAUAUGUUAUUUAUGAAGAUAAUGUAAAUGCACAAUGGCGAGUGCAAGCUAUUCCAGUAAAUGAAAGACAACCUUUUGAAAAUAGGUUACCCCUUCCAGAGGCAUGGCGUGGUCUUCGUGAUGCAGAAUUGACGAAGGUAGCGGACAUACCCGGCUGCAUUUUUGUUCAUCCAUCUGGUUUCAUCGGAGGCAAUAAAUCAAUGCAAGGCGUAAUAGAAAUGGCGAGGAAAUCAUUAUCUCUCGCUGGGAAAUAUAAGAACUAA